AUGUUGAUAAAGGAAUAUCGUAUGACAUUGCCAGUGACGGUCGAGGAGUACCAGAUCGCUCAACUCUACAUGGUCUCCAAGAAGAGCAAGGAACAAACAAAGGGUGGCGAGGGCAUUGAGAUUCUCGUCAAUGAGCCAUACGAGAACGAGAAGUCAAAGGGUCAAUACACUCACAAGGUCAUUCAUCUCCAGAACUCUCUGCCAAAGUUGGCCGCUGCCGUUCUGCCAGCAAGCGCUCUCAAGGUCGAGGAGAAGGCAUGGAACGCCUAUCCAUACUGUAAGACUAUAUUCAGUUGCCCAUUCUUUGGCGAUAGAUUCUCCAUCACAGUUGAGUCCAUACAUAAGGCAGGCAGAGGAGAGCUUGAGAACGCUCUGGACUGUGACGAGGACACUUUGAAGAAGAGAACAGUGGACUACAUCGAUAUUGCCACUGAUCCAAUCGACAGCAAGGACUAUGUCAAAACCGAGGAUCCAAAGAUAUUCAAGUCGGUCAAGACUGAGAGAGGUCCCCUGGACACUGAGAACUGGAGACAGACAGUGGAGCCAGUGAUGACUUGCUACAAGCUGGUGCACGUCGAGUUUAGAUAUUUCGGACUCCAGACCAAGGCCGAGGCCUUGAUCCAAAAGACCGGUGUCAGAGACGUUCUGUUGAAGGCACACAAGGCCCUCUUCUGUUGGAUCGACGAGUGGUUCGGUCUGACCAUCGAGGACAUCAGAAGAAUCGAAGAGGAGACCAAGCAAGCUUUGGCCAAGGCAAUGGCCGAGGAGGCAGAGAAGGAGAAGGAGAAGGAGAAGCAUAAGAAA
This is a messenger RNA of Acytostelium subglobosum LB1, 804 nucleotides long. RefSeq lists its product as hypothetical. Gene Ontology annotation, cellular component: cytoplasm. The record is from RefSeq and is a predicted model, not a curated record. Lineage: Eukaryota; Evosea; Eumycetozoa; Acytosteliales; Acytosteliaceae. The annotation marks the transcript as partial. Gene Ontology annotation, molecular function: phosphatidylinositol binding; phosphatidylcholine binding; phosphatidylcholine intramembrane carrier activity. The transcript is spliced from 5 exons. Gene Ontology annotation, biological process: phospholipid transport.